Messenger RNA from Trichomycterus rosablanca, 6151 nucleotides. It is a transcript of the gene eps15, whose product is annotated as epidermal growth factor receptor pathway substrate 15. Gene Ontology annotation, molecular function: cadherin binding; calcium ion binding. Gene Ontology annotation, biological process: endocytosis; endosomal transport. Gene Ontology annotation, cellular component: clathrin coat of coated pit; cytoplasm; plasma membrane. Bases 14 to 3160 code for a protein of 1048 amino acids. Lineage: Eukaryota; Metazoa; Chordata; Actinopteri; Siluriformes; Trichomycteridae. The record is from RefSeq and is a predicted model, not a curated record. The transcript is spliced from 25 exons.
GAACAGAAACAUUAUGGCUGCCAGUCUUUCCUUGACUCAGCUUUCAAGUGGGAACCCUGUCUAUGACAAGUACUAUCGACAGGUGGAUCCAUCUGGCAGUGGGCGGGUAGGAGCUGCCGAUGCAGCCUUGUUCUUAAAAAGAUCUGGCCUUUCAGACCUGGUCCUUGGCAAGAUUUGGGACUUUGCAGAUUCAGAGCGUAAAGGUUUUCUAAACCAACAGCAAUUUUUUGUAGCUCUGCGAUUAGUGGCUUGUGCUCAGAAUGGCCUUGAAGUUGCCCUCAAAAGCCUUAACGUGGCUGUGCCACCACCAAAGUUUCAGGAUACUACCAGUCCUCUCUUGCCUGGAGCCGUGCCAGUUGACAGCCCAUGGAUUGUCAAGGCAGACGAGAAGCUGAAAUUUGAUGUCAUCUUUGAAAGUCUUUCACCGGUGGGUGGCAUGCUUACAGGCGACAAGGUCAAACCAGUGCUGCUCAACUCCAAGCUCCCUGUGGACGUACUGGGAAGGGUUUGGGAGCUCAGUGAUAUAGACAGAGAUGGAAUGCUGGACAAAGAUGAGUUUGCGGUGGCCAUGUAUCUUGUGUACAGAGCUCUUGAGAAUGAGCCUGUGCCCAUGGUUUUGCCUCCCCCCUUGAUUCCACCAUCAAAACGAAAAAAGAUGUCUCCAGCUCCAGUGAUGCCCCUCCUUCCUUCACCCCCAACACUGAAAGACAGGAGUUCUAUAAACUCUGGGUCCAAAACUCUUCCAGCUAAAGUCACACAGCCACAGUGGGUUGUCUCUCCUGCCGAUAAAGCUAAGUAUGACGAGCUCUUCGCUAAGAGAGACGGUGACAUUGAUGGGUUGGUGUCUGGACCAGAAGUGAGGGAUAUCUUUCUUAAGUCUGGUCUACCCUCUGCAACUCUUGCACGCAUAUGGGAACUUUGUGACAUUGGAGACAUUGGAAAGUUGACCAGAGAGCAGUUUGCACUGGCACUUUAUCUUAUCAAUCAGAAGCUCUCCAAAGGAAUUGACCCACCACAGAGUCUCUCACCAGAAAUGAUCCCUCCCUCUGACAGGCUGUCAAGACAGAAUUCUGCAGUUUCGUGUCAGGCUGCAGACUUCUCAGCCAUCAAGGAGUUGGACUCUCUCAGUAAUGAGAUCGUGGAACUGCAGAGAGAGAAGAGCUCAGUGGAGCUGGAGAUCAAAGAGAAAGAAGAGAGCAUCAGACAGAGGACCAGUGAGGUGCAGGACCUGCAGGAUGAGGUGCAGAAGGAAAGUGAGGAACUGCGUAGGCUGCAGGCAGAACGCCAGGAAGUGCAGGAGGCUCUGGAGAGACUGGAUGAGCAAAAAUCGUCCCUGGAGGAGCAGCUCAAGCUCAUACGCCAGCAGUGCAGCCAGGAGAACCAGCUGAUUCAGUCUUUGCAGACAGAGCACUCGGAGCAAGAGCAGAGGAUAGGAGAUUAUGAGGAUGAGCUGGUAAGGUCCAGAGAGGAGCUGCUUUGUCUUCAGAAGGAAUCACAAACUCUGGGGGAGAAGGUGCGAUCCGCUCGCGCUCAACUUUGCCCUCUACAGGAAGCCGUUACAGAGUCCCACACACAGAUUGCCCAGAUGCAGGAACAGCUCACUGAGCUAAAGACAGAAGAGCGAGAGGUCACAGCCCAACUUUCUUGGAAAGUCUUAGAAGAGGAUCCACCUCUUGUCAAUGGAACAGCUCCCCCUGCUGAACAGCCCAUGCUGCUGCAAUGGCCACAAGCCACAGAACAGUCAGCCAAGGAACCAAGAGAUGAAGAGGAAGAUGAGGACGAACAGACGCCCACAGAUGAACCUAAUGAACUGAGGGUGACUAAAGAGCAGCCUGACGAGGAAACAGUCGAGCUUCCCUCCAGCCCUGAUGAGGCUGAACCAGAAGCUGACUUUUCAGAAGUUCCAUACACUAGCAUGAAGUCCACAGCUAGCACCCUUAGUGCUGCUUGGCCUCAGAAUCAUCCGGAAGUCGCUAGUUCCUCACCUGCUGUAGAAUGGGAUUUGAGAGUAGUGGAAAUGAACCAGCCACUCAGCACCAGCACGACAAAGGUGGAAUCUCCAGUUCUGAAGCAAAAGGAAGAAUCCUCAAAGCCUGUCACUGCUCGCACUGGUAGCCCAGCACCUGCCUCUGACUUCUUUCAGUCUGACCCUUUCAUUGACAGUGAUCCUUUUAAAAGCAAUGAUCCCUUCUCAAAAGACAUUGCUGAUCCAUUUGGUGGUGAUCCCUUUAAAGGCACGGAUCCAUUUGCAACAGCCUUCUUCAACCAGCCUUCCUCAACCACCUUUCCCUCUGCAGAUCCUUUUGCUUCCUCUGACCCAUUUAUCUCAAACACUGCCUCUACAGAACCGGACCUGUUCUCAGCCCAGGUCACCAACACUGCAGCAUCUGAUCCGUUCUCUGGAGCCACGCCUACACUUUCAGCAGAUCCAUUUAGUGCCAACAGCGACGGUACACCAUUCACUUCCAAAGCAGAUGCUCUUGCUGAUGCUGAUCCGUUCAGCUCAACAGCUGGAGCAGGGGACGACCCUUUCACGGAGUCAGAUGUGCAAGCCAAGGACACACCAGCAGCAGCUAAUGACCCAUUUGCUCCUGGAGGAACAGCAGUGAAUGCUGACUCAGACCCAGAUCCAUUUGCCACAGUCUUUGGGAAUGAGUCUUUUGCUGGAGGUUUUGCAGACUUCAGCAGUCUAGCAAAGUCUAAUGGUGCUGAUCCUUUUGCCUCAUCAAACACACUCAAUAAGAAUCUGUUUAAAGAAGACAGCCAAUCAGAUGUGCCUCCUGCUUUACCACCUAAAACUGGCACCCCUACCAGACCGCCACCACCUCCACCAGGUAAGCGGUCAAACAUCUACCGAUCGAACUCGUCUGACUCGUUUCAGAGGCGAGGGAUGUUUACGCCACAGGGUUCCGAAGAUAUCUCCUCCCUCCCUGCUAAAGACACCGUGCCGGACCCUUUCGCACCCUCUGCCCCAUGCCAAGCCCCACGCGAGUCUGACCGAUUUGCCAGCUUUGACAAAUACCCCACAGAGGAGGACAUGAUUGAGUGGGCAAAAAGGGAGAGUGAGCGUGAGGAGAGGGAGCGUGUUGCUCGACUCACACAGCAAGAACAGGAGGAUCUGGAGCUGGCCAUUGCACUUAGCAAGUCCGAAUUUUCUUGACCUGAGCCACACCUAAAUCCCACUGCCGAUGAAGAAUGAUGCGCUGCAAUUAUGGGUGCUGGGGCUGGUUCAGUCUCGUUCUUUUUAGCAUAAACACCACCACUCUCCAGUCCAUCUUCCACUACCUGUCUGUCUGUCACCUCUCAUCAUGUAGACAGCGACUCUUCCUAAAGCAGUGUGGCAAAGGACAGAGAUAAUUGUGAAAAGGUGAAGGACUAAACUCAAACCUCUGUGUAUUACUUUGUGUGUUGUUGUUUUAAAAGUGUACGCAAUAUCUGUUAGGUUCCUGUAGUCUGUCUGUAUUCUCGUUCUAAUUCAAUCAAAACUUGUCUGGCACAUUAGCAUGACUGGCACAUUAAUAUACAGAAACUCACAUUUUAAUAUUCCAUGCAAAAUUGAGAUCAGAUCCUAAUAGCAGUAUCAGUAUCACAUCACUAGCAUUAUGGCAGAAGGUUUUGAGACGAUUUGUUUUCCCAGUUUGGUGUUGUCAAGAUCUUGCAAGUUCUUGACAUAAAUAAAUCAGUGGCACGAAUAAAUCAGAUAUAACCUGAUGCCAGUCUUGUAUAUCAGGCAAUUGAUGCUGCUAUUUAGUAACAGUAUUGUAGUAGUUCACUAAUAAUACAUUUUAGAAUUGUGGUGUUAAAUUAAGCAGUAUCGGAUAAAUUAUUGUCAGUAAAACUAUACUUUUUUUUCCUAUUUGGAUACAUGUGUAAAACCUUACAUCGUUUUGCGCGGAAAAGCAGGCCUACAGUCUGGAAGAGCCAAAGUGUGCUAUUGCAGUCUGUAAGAGUCAGAGAGAGCAUAAUCAGCUGUGUUUUUAGCUGAGAUGGAGAACAUGGAAAACAAUCUCAGGCAUUUGUAAGCCCAUGUGUAUGAAAAUGCAAAAUUAGCAUCCUUGUUGAUCAAAUUAAUCUGCCCACCAAUGUUGCAUGAGCUUGAGUGUGAAAAAAAGGUUAUAUAUAUCACAACUAAAAUGUGAAGUCAACCUUUUUUACUAUUGUCAGUACAAUUACAAUGCUUAGAAUCGCAUUAUCUUUCAUAAUGUAAAGCAUAUAAUUAUAAAAUAUUAACUUAAUGGGUAAAGUACAGCUAACCCAAGAUACAACACUUCCUUUAAGACAUGCUGUGUCCUGAUUUUUUUGUAUUCGUAUAACUUUAUAUGCUAUUACUAAGUGCAGGGCUACCCAGUCCCAGUUUUGUACAGAGCUCAAAUGCAGCAAAGUAGCAGUGUUCCAGUGAUCAUCUAAUUCAAUUCACCAUUUAAUUACCAUGUUCAGUAGGAUGUAAAAGUAGCCGUAAUGGCAUCAUAUUCACUACAUAGAGCUCUGUAUUGAGAAUAUUGCCAUUUUGAUAAGAAAUGCACAAAAAAAAUCUAAAUGCACUAAUACAUAAGAACACAACUCCACCACUGGGAAACAUAAGUCUAAAAAAAUUACCCGGUUUAAUAUGUAGCAAAGCAGGAAAAUCAUCACACACAGCCGUACUACAUGAUGUUUUACCCUGUGUGUUUAACCGCUACAGAAUACUCAUAAUGCAUUAUACAUAAUGUAAAUGAGGAAUUGGGUUUCACUUGGACCCAAUACCUCAUUUAAAACAAAGUCAUAGGCAACAAACAUGCAAUAGGCUUGUAUACAGAAGCAGGGGCCACACUUCCAUGUUUCAUAGGCUACAACUUGAGCUCCUGGUUAAAGUAGGUUUCUCAGUGGCUUUGCUUUACACAAAUGUCCUCCAAAACACAAUUAGAAUGUUACAAAAAACUGAAAUUCCCGUAGUUAUAAAAUUCACACUAAUCUGUCCUUUAAAUUCCAUUUGCAAGUAUUUGAUAAAGUACUCAGAUGUCUUGUAUGGCAGUUAAAAUCAGUUUAUAGCCUAAGUACAUGAAAUUGUACAGUAUAUAUUAUAAUAGAAUUGUUUUCUGUAAUUGUGUAAUUAUAUCUUUUAUCAUACUCUUAGCAUGAUGUAGUGGUAAAUUGUAAGCAGUACAUUAUUAUCAAACAGAAGUAUAUGAAGCAAACUUUUAGUCCCAGUUCCUUAAACAAAAGAACACACUUUUUUGCAGUAUUUUUUAAUAAUUUAUAAAUUUCCUUAAAGCUACUUGUUCGUAAUUUGUUGAGGGCUUACGUAGGAAUAACGGGGCGACACAUAAGGGAAACAGAAUAGAUCCAAAUGUUCAGUUAUUUGUUACUCCAAACACUGUAAGAAUGGGAAUUAAUUGAAUGAAUUUACACAAAUAUUAACAUUAACAGAAAACAAACCAUCUUUUUGUCAACUAUUGUUUCUAAGUGGUUACCAAGUAAUAAUACAUGUACGAUUAUUCGUGUUGAACCAUUACAGGGAGCUUUUGGUAUUGCUUUGCUUUGCCAAGCAUAAUCUGUGUCUGUUCUUUUGUUUGACCUUAAGGGUAUUGUCUUCAUUCUGAUGUCUUAAAUGAGUGCAAGAACUAUUGAUUACCCUUUUAAACAAUGGAUGCACUUUGUCAGUCAGAUUUUGCAUAUGAAAGCAUUAGUCAUGCUAAACAGGACACAAAGACCUUUGCUUCUGAUGUUUCAUAUUUCACAUGAUGCCUUUUUGUAUCAAGGCUUUUCAUUAGAUUUGAGAUCUUUCUUAGACUCAAAACUUGAAUUUAGUUUAAUAAGACAUUGUGCAUUCUGACCAAUACAUGUGCCUCACAGUUUAUGGUUUAAGGUUGAUGAGCAUUACAAACAUGUAUAAGCAUGGCAUCUUUGUGUUAGUACUACAUUAGACAUUUAUCUGUUAGCACUCCUUAUAAAACUAGGCUUCGGAUUGUAACUGCUUCUCUGAGACCUUUUAUAAGAAUUUCAGUUAUGUAUGUAUAGGCCUUUUUCUGAUCAAAACCACUUAUGUAUUGGCUGUCUACUGGCUUUUAAAACUGGCUUAAUGUAUUUUAUUUUUUUUAACUUUACAAAGUGUGUUUCCUUUCAUAAGGACAGUUGUUUAAAUAUGUUAACAUAAAUAAAUCUAUAGAAUAAA